AUGCUCGACACCAUGACCCAGGAACCACAAGUUCACUCCGUGUUUGAGCCAGUCACCGGAACUUGGCAGUACAUAGUCGCAGAUCCUAACACCAACGAAGCUGUCAUUAUCGACCCAGUUCUGGACUACGACAAGUCCUCGGGCACUAUUUCGACGCGUUCUGCCGACGAGUUGCUGGACUUGGUCACCAACCAUGAAUACAAGAUCCAACGCAUUCUUGAGACUCACGCCCAUGCCGAUCAUCUCACAGCAUCAAGGUAUUUACAAACUGUGCUGUCUCAGAAACAAACAGCAACCAUCCGACCUCUAGUUUGCAUUGGAAAACGCAUCAAAGACGUCCAGCAGACGAUGCAACGCAAGUUCAACAUUCCAGAGUCGGAACUAGAGGACGCUUUCGACCACCUCUUCGACGACGACGAAACAUUCAACAUCGGGGGCUUGACAGCGUCUGUUAUACAUCUUCCGGGACAUACCCCAGACCACAUUGGCUACGUCAUCGGUUCAAACGUCUUCACCGGCGACAGUAUAUUCAACCCUGACGUCGGAUCUGCUCGUUGCGAUUUCCCCGGAGGCUCGGCCGUGCAAUUAUACAAUUCCACGCAGAGACUUCUUCAGCUUCCACCACACUUCAGACUGUAUACGGGACACGACUACCCUCCUGACUCUCGAGAUCCACACCUAGAGCAAGCCGUGGAUGGUGCCGUUCCAUACACCACGGUGGAAACGCAGAGGAGAGAAAACAAGCACGUCAAAGCGGGGACCAAACUUGAAGAGUUCGUCAACUGGAGAACGGAACGGGAUAGUGGCCUUGCGGAGCCCAAGCUGCUUCGGCAAGCAAUGCAGGUGAAUGUACGCGGCGGGAGGCUUCCUGCGAAAAGUACGGAUGAUUUCAAAAUCGCCAACGUGCCUCUGCAUGUUUUUCAGGUGGCUGGCUGA
Didymosphaeria variabile is the source of this 936-nucleotide messenger RNA. RefSeq lists its product as uncharacterized. Gene Ontology annotation, molecular function: sulfur dioxygenase activity. Gene Ontology annotation, biological process: hydrogen sulfide metabolic process; glutathione metabolic process. The record is from RefSeq and is a predicted model, not a curated record. NCBI's taxonomy places the organism in Eukaryota, Fungi, Ascomycota, Dothideomycetes, Pleosporales, Didymosphaeriaceae. The transcript has a single exon. Bases 1 to 936 code for a protein of 311 amino acids.